Lingula anatina is the source of this 1968-nucleotide messenger RNA. Its product is annotated as loricrin. The record is from RefSeq and is a predicted model, not a curated record. Lineage: Eukaryota; Metazoa; Brachiopoda; Lingulata; Lingulida; Lingulidae.
AUGGCGCUAGUUUGGCUAGCCUUUUCUCUACUUGCUGUCUGCGCCUCCGCCAACCACCUAGAAGCAGGCGCCGCUCCAAGUCCAGACGGAUAUUCCGACUACACUGACUACGCCACAACCGGUAUCCCAGGGACGCGUAGGGACCAGCUAGCAAGCUAUGGGCUAGAUGAGCCACCGCUGCCACAGUAUUCUCCACUCGGCGCCCCGUCGGCUGGGCCCUACGCUCCCCAAGGUCAGUACCCAGGCGUAGCUCCUCAGUACAGCCCGUAUGCCCAGCCCGGUCUCCCAGUCGGUGGUCCGGGGCAAUAUCUGACAGCACCCCCGGGAGGUCCUGCCCAGCAAUAUGGAGGUGUCCUGGGUGUCUCCCCGACCGGACAAUACCAGGGUCUACCUGCCGUAGGUCAGUACCAAGGACUCCCGGCGGGCCCCGCUCCCGGUGGUUACAACGCCGGCGGACAGAUCCCAGGAGUCAGCUACGGAGGUUUGCCAGGAAGCUUUGGAACCCCACAGUUCACAGGCGGGGCACCUGCUGGUGUUCCCGGGGUAGUCCCCAGUCCCACGCAAUACACGGGCGGCGCACAGUACGGCCAAAUCCCAGCAAAUGGCGGCGGGUAUACUGCCAACCAACCUAUCAAUACAGUACAGGGCCCUUACCAAGGCGCGGUGCCAAGUUAUAACACCCCACAGGGCCCCCCUCAAGGCCAGUAUCUCGGCUCCCAAACUCCCUAUGGCGGAAAUCAGGGUAGUAUUCCAGGUUUGUACACGGGAUCUAUAACAGGGGGUCAGGGUGGAUAUGGUAGCGUGCCCGCCUACAACGGCGGUCAGGCUGUAGCUCCUGUCUAUAAUGGCGGCCAGGGGGCUUUGACAGGCUCCCCUAACUACAAUUUGGGCGGCCAAGGUCAGUUUACCGGCGCUCCGACUUACAAUGGCGGUCAAGGCACAUUUACAGGCGCUCCCAGUUAUACAGGAGGCCAGGGUUCCUACACGGGCGUACCAAGCUACACAGGCGGGCAAGGUACUUUGACUGGUUCUCCAAAUUACAAUGGCGGCCAAGGUUCUUACACAGGCACUCCAACUUAUAAUGCUGGACAACAAGGCCAAUAUACAGGCACUCCGAGCUACAAUGGCGGACAAGGCACCCUUACAGGCACACCCACUUUAAUUGGCGGACAAGGGUCUUACACGGGCGGACCAAGCUACACGGGCGGGCAAGGUACUUUAACUGGUUCUCCAAAUUACAACGGUGGCCAAGGCACCCUUACAGGCAACCAGGGGCAAUACAACACUGGCGUCCCUAACUACAAUGGUGGUCAAGUCCCAAGUUACACCGGAGGUCAAGGCCAGUACACAAACACACCAAGCUACAACGGCGGCCAGGGCACGUUAACCGGUACCCCAAAUUAUAAUGGUAAUCAAGGUACCUUGACUGGAUCCCCCAGCUAUACUGGCGGCCAAGGCUCGUACACUGGAGGCAAUAGCUACACGGGAAACCCAACGAGCAAUUACGGCAACAGCGGGCAGAUCGGUGGUGGCUAUCAACGGCCUGUCGCCAAGUACAACAGUCCCAGUCCGAUCUACAGUCGCAGUCCCUAUGGCGUACAGACUCAGAACGGAUACAGCCCGUACGCUGCGUACACCGGCGCCUACAGUAAUCUCCCAGGAGCAGCACCGCGUACAAAUACGUACACUUUAAACAACGUGAAACCGUCUCAGUUUACACAGACUGGCUUAGGAAACAACUUUAACCCAGCUCCGCCUGGCACUCCUAUCUAUAACGGCGUCCCUGUUCUCCAGAACAAUGGCUCCCCUUCUAACACACCCUCUGGGACAUCGUCCAGCAGUUAUUCACCGAACAACGUGGGCGGAAGUCAAUCCAGUCUGUACGGUAAUCAGAACAGUUACUCAAACCCCAGCACCAAUUAUGGAACCAGUCCAUACGGCCAACAGAACAGCAAUCAAGGACGAUAG